Molecule: messenger RNA, 840 nt
Organism: Gambusia affinis (western mosquitofish)
Lineage: Eukaryota; Metazoa; Chordata; Actinopteri; Cyprinodontiformes; Poeciliidae
Gene: lysmd1
Product: LysM, putative peptidoglycan-binding, domain containing 1
Exons: 3
Coding region: 1-642 (213 amino acids)
Source: RefSeq, a predicted model, not a curated record
AUGUCCGGGGAGCGAGCGUCGUUACCGUCCGGGGGAGGCGGCCUGCUUCGCGGAAGCAGAACAAGAUCUUAUGGCAGUUUAACUCGCUCCUCGCUUUCUCCGGUUCGCCAGAAAGUCAUUGAACACACAGUUAAACCAGGGGAGACACUUCAGGGUCUGGCUUUAAAGUAUGGCGUGACUGUUGAGCUAAUCAAAAGAGCAAACAGACUGUACACCAACGACUCAAUAUUCCUGAAGAAAUCCUUGUCAAUCCCAGUCCUGUCAGACUUGAAUGACCACAGCAAUGGGGUAGAUUCGUCUGAGGAAGACCAUAAAGAAGGACAGACAAACUGUGAUACAGAGGAUUGUAGAAAACCUGCAUCAGACCUUACUCCUGGAGAUUUUUUGAAAAGACUGGAUAACUUGAUCAGCCAGUCAAAGGAGGCUGCAGCCAGAGGAUGCAAAGAUGCAGAGAAACGUGUUGCAGCCCUAGAAGCAGCUUGCUCAAGCACAACUUCAGACCGGCGUCCGUUAACAAGGUCACAAAGUGUUAUUUCAUCAUCAAGAUUUCAACAACAAGUCCAACUUGGGGCAGUCCCCCUCACCACCACUAAGCUUACCAAGAAGCUGAAAGAAAGGGAAGAUGAGAUCUUUGAACUGUGACAUAAUUUUGUUUAAUGUCUUUCUGAUGAUUAAUAAACAAAUGUCUUGACUGCAGGUCAAGACAUUUGCAGAAAGGCAAAAAAUCUCUACUAAUAUUACUCCUGUGUAAAGUUUAAAAACCUUUUUACUUAGUCAAUAAGUAAAAUUUGUUGUAGAAAUGCAGUAAAAAUUGCACAUAUUUAUUUGUGGGAACCUACA